Zea mays is the source of this 2260-nucleotide messenger RNA. RefSeq lists its product as uncharacterized. The transcript has 8 exons. The record is from RefSeq and is a predicted model, not a curated record. The coding region runs from base 267 to 1694 and encodes 475 amino acids. Gene Ontology annotation, cellular component: membrane. Gene Ontology annotation, biological process: xenobiotic detoxification by transmembrane export across the plasma membrane. Gene Ontology annotation, molecular function: xenobiotic transmembrane transporter activity; antiporter activity. Lineage: Eukaryota; Viridiplantae; Streptophyta; Magnoliopsida; Poales; Poaceae.
UGUCAUUAGGCAAGAAAUGUAUGUAUCGUGUACAAAUCUUUGUGGAUAUAUGGACGGAGAAAUUAUAGGAUAUCAGAGCAAUUAGCCUACAUCUUUCGCGGAUUCUGUAGUUUUCCCAGCUAGAGAUUAGCAGAGCGGCAUGAAUAACUCAAACACAGGUGUUGCAGUUUCCGUCAUCGAAAUUAAAGGAUAUACAUACAUAUCUCUUUGUUCCUGCAGCAAGCUGCAAAGAGAACGCUUGUUGGUAGAACAAAGUAUAUGCCCCCAUGACACCGAGUCCAAGCAGCAGGCUCGAGCAUGAGCUGGAGAAGCCCCCACAUCCGCAUGGGCUGGAUGCCCAUUUCAUGAGGAGGCUUGUGAGCCGGAGCUGGGAGGAAUCCAGGCUGCUAUGGCGCCUUGCCUUCCCGGCGCUCCUGACGGAGGUGUUUCAGUUCUCCAUCGGUUUCGUCACCACCGCCUUCGUUGGGCACCUCGGAGAGGUGGAGCUCGCGGCUGUCAGCGUCGUGGAGAACAUCUUGGAUUCCUCUGCCUAUGGGGUCCUGUUUGGCAUGGGCAGCGCGCUGGACACGCUGAGCGGGCAGGCCGUCGGCGCCGGGCAGCUGGACAGGCUGGGCACCUACACGCAGCAGUCGUGGAUCAUCUGCGGCGCCACCGCGCUGGCGCUGGCGCCGGCGUACGCCUUCGCCCCGCGGCUCCUGCACUCGUUCCUCCACCAGCCCGACCACGUGUCGCGCGCCGCCGGGCCGUACGCCCGCUGGGCGAUCCCGAGGCUGUUCGCGCACGCCGUGAACAUACCGCUCCUCAUGUUCUUCCAGGCCCAGAGCAGGAUCUGGGCCGUGGCGGCCAUCUCCGGCGCGGUCCUCGGCGUGCACGCCGCGCUCACCUACGUCGCCGUCACGAGGCUCGGGUACGGCAUGCCCGGGGCCGCCGUCGCCGGGGACAUCUCCCACUGGCUCGUCGUCGCCGCGCAGUUCGCCUACAUGACCGGCGGCCGCUUCCCCGACGCGUGGAAGGGCUUCACCGUGCGUGCGUUCGACAACCUCGGCGCCUUCGUCAAGCUGUCGCUCGGGUCCGCCGUCAUGAUCUGCUUGGAGUUUUGGUACUACACCACGCUUCUCGUCCUCGUGGGUCUCCUCAAACAUGGCAAACUCCAAAUCGACAUCAUGUCAGUCUGCCUCAACUUCGAGUUCUUGACUGUAAUGGUUGCGCUGGGCUUCAGCACAGCAAUCGGGAUUAGAGUGUCCAACGAGCUGGGUGCAAACAGGCCCAAGGAGGCAAAGUUUGCAGUGCUUGUGGCAGUAUCGACAUCCAUGUUCAUGGGAGCAGUCUUUAUGUGCGUCGUCCUCAUCUGGAGGACGAGCCUGCCAAAGCUCUUCAGCGACAGCGAGGAGGUGAAACGUGGAGCUUCCAAGCUGGGGCAUCUCCUCGCUCUCACCGUAUGCGUCAGCAGCAUCUGGCCUGUGCUAUCAGAUUCCUGUCUGUUUUCUUUCAGGCGUGGCCGUAGGAGCUGGGUGGCAAGUGCGUGUGGCGUUCAUAAACGUCGGUUGCUACUACCUAGUGGGCAUUCCGAUGGGUAUCCUGCUUGGGUUCAAGCUAAAACACGGCACAAUGGGCAUAUGGAUGGGCAUGUUGACAGGCACGUUUCUCCAAAUGUCAAUACUUCUCGCCACUAUCUUCACAACAAAGUGGGAUAAACAGGCCGCACUGGCAGAAGUGAGAAUGGCGGAGUGGGGAGGAAAGAACGAGAACCUAACACUGACGGAAACAACACAUACAGAUGAUCUGAUGGCUCCUGUGCAAGAGAAAAUGUUGGCGAAUGACAGCCAGAAGAAUGUAGAAUUAGUGCGCAUAGAUUGAUCACAGAGUAUAUUCAUUUCAGCUCGAGACAGUAUUUCAUUGUUUACUAGGAUGAUAGUAUGAAUCUAUUUUUUUUAUAAAUAAUCUCUCCGUUCCAAACUAGCUAGUAGUCGUUUUAGUUCUAGAUUUUUUUUGUCUAUAUUCAUAUGGGCGAUAACGAAUUUAGACACAUAUAGAACAUGAAUCCAAUAAAAUGGUAAAACGGAUUUUAAUUUGGUACGGAGAGAGUAUAUUCUUAUUAAAAAAUUCCAUAUAUCAAGUUUCGACUACCAGUCUAAAAGAAUCUCUAAACUAACACUUGGUUGCAUUAUUUUCAGCUGUUCCUUACCUUCCAAUAAGAUUUAGGUUUAUUUUCUCCAUGUAUACGUUGAGUUUUAAUAAGACUUGUAUUUUCUUUCUCUCA